AUGUCUCAGGACCCCGAACUCGACAAGAUGCUUGUGCUCGACGCCCUGAGUAGCGGCCUCAACAUAUCCAUGACAGAGCUCCUCAGCAUCCUCGGUCGACAAGCCCCGAUCUCAAACCUUCUUCUCGGACCCGUCAUCAGACCACAGCAAAUUCCCAUGACGACGGCCUCUCAUCCCGAACCGAGCACGCUUCUACAACAGAAGGCACCGGCGGCGACAGGGGGACAGCACCUGUUGAAGGAGUUCCACAUUGUAUACUGGACCGCUUUGGGUCUCGUCACCCUCAUCGCUAUAGCGGCUAUCUGGACGAAAGCUCACAUGGCGGCGCAAAAGGGUCGGAAGUCGUUCGAGGCCAAGAAACCUAUGUCGGACGUUGAGAAAUGGCACAUGCGGCGUCAGAAGGCCCGCGAUGAGGCGUCCAUGGCGCUGGGGCAGGUGGAUGAUCAAGCUCCGGGUACGUGA
Messenger RNA from Alternaria arbusti, 462 nucleotides. RefSeq lists its product as uncharacterized. The record is from RefSeq and is a predicted model, not a curated record. The coding region runs from base 1 to 462 and encodes 153 amino acids. NCBI's taxonomy places the organism in Eukaryota, Fungi, Ascomycota, Dothideomycetes, Pleosporales, Pleosporaceae. The transcript has a single exon.